Osmia bicornis bicornis is the source of this 528-nucleotide messenger RNA. RefSeq lists its product as uncharacterized. The transcript has 5 exons. The record is from RefSeq and is a predicted model, not a curated record. NCBI's taxonomy places the organism in Eukaryota, Metazoa, Arthropoda, Insecta, Hymenoptera, Megachilidae. Bases 1 to 528 code for a protein of 175 amino acids.
AUGGCGCGACGUCGUAAACGUUCCAUCUUCUCUUCUCUGGAAACGAUGGUCGGAAGGAAUAAGAAUUCGCAGAUUGGACAAUUAGCAUGCACCCUGUGCGAUCAUUACAUCAUGGGAAAUUCGAUUUACGUGACAUUGCUCGGCUUCAUUGGGACCGUGAUCACUGCGUUCGAUAUUGUUCGAAUAAUGAAUUGCAAAUCUACGAGUAGAUCUGUGUCUCAAACGAGAAGCAACGAAAGUGUCCCUUUUGAAGUGGAAAGGGACCUUAAACUGAUGACUUCGAUUCUAGGAAUCGAACAUUACACCUUUAUCAUGCUGGGUGCAAUUACAGAAUACCCUGUGUUGCACACGCCCUGGCUGUUGAUGCAACUAUGCGUUAUCAUCGUGGAAAUCAUCGUAUUCUGUGUGAAAGUGUUUAUAGACGGAUUGCAUAUGAAACGCGAUGAAAUAUUGCAGUCUAUUUUAACUGUGCACAAUUGGCUCCAAGUCUUUUGUUUAUUCUUUCGUCAAGCGCGACAUACUCGUUAA